Molecule: messenger RNA, 1463 nt
Organism: Urocitellus parryii (Arctic ground squirrel)
Lineage: Eukaryota; Metazoa; Chordata; Mammalia; Rodentia; Sciuridae
Source: RefSeq, a predicted model, not a curated record
UUCAUCUUUUCAUGGACCGAAGGGGGUAAAAGGUGCAUCACCAUGUGAUUGGAGUCUCCUGUUGGCCACUUUCUCUGUUAAGGAUAAAUUCAUGAGAUAAGAAAAAGAUGGCAUCUAGAAUAAAUACCAGUUUCACUUUGAUUCCCAAUCAGAAAUAUAGACGUAGUAAUCGUCGAUCCAGCUAUUUUUCCAACACCCUUGAUUCAGAUUCUCAGCCCUUAUCAACGCUUGGAAAUUUUAAAGCCUUGCCAUUGGAAAUAUUCCAAAUAAUCUUAAGAUAUUUGUCAGUGAAGGAUGUCAGCAUGCUAAGUAUGGUGUCUAAAACAGUCAGCCAGCACAUUAUUAAUUAUAUUUCGACUGCAUCAGGAAGCAAAAGACUUUUACUACAGGACUUUCAUAACCUUGAGCUGCCUGGUAGGAAACAAGACUCUGCUAUACUGGAGCACUACAGAUCUCUAGGUCUACUAUUUAAAAGAUGCACAUUGCUGCUACCCACCAAGGAAAGAUUAAAGUACAUUCACAAGAUACUCUCAGAAGUUUCCUGUUUAAAAUUCAAUGGCUGUGCAGCUCCUAUGCAAUGUUUAGGAUUACCAUGUUAUGGCAUGUUUUUACAGACCUUAACAGCAGGUUGGGAUGAACUUGAGUGCCAUCGUGUCUAUAACUUCUUAUGUGAGUUGACUAAUCUCUCCCGCAAGAUGCAGACUGUUGUCUGUAGCAAACCAGGAAGUGCCCGAAAAUUAGAAUUAAGGAUCAGACUAUUCUGUAGAAAUGUCCUCCUUGAUCAUUGGACACAUCGAAGUGAUUCUGCUUUUUGGUUGACACGAAUAUUAAAACCAUGGCCAAUGGUGAAUCAGGCAAGAUUACUGUAUAUCAUCUUUGGGCCAACAUCUUCUCAGGAUGGACAGGUGGUUUGGCAGAAAAUGAUAGAAGGACCUACAGAUGAAUCCAGUCUGAAAGGUUUGGCUGAUGCCAUUAAACUACUGUAUGAUACAGGCACCAAAGAGUGGACAGCAGAUGAUGUUAUCAGUCUUGUAGAUGAACUGUCAGUGGUUCCUCGGGAGUGGCUUCUAGAGAAUAAUGCACGUCUCCUAAUCCUAAGUGGAAAUAACAUCUGUUUCACUUUCAUGGCUAGUAAAGCUGUGAAUGGACGGGCCAUUGAACUGGCAAGGCUCAUUGUCUUUUUGGCUUUGGUGUGUGAGAAAGAACUAUACUGCAUGGAUUGGGCAGUUAAAAUGAUGCAAAAAGUCUGUAAAGUCUUUAGCACUCUGGUGGAAAGAAAUAACUUCCUGCAGAGUGUGGCAAAUGCAUUUGCCUGUGUUACAAUGGAAAUGCUGCAGUCAAUCAUGUCUGGAGAUCGUGAUGAAGACGACAGAGGCUUUUUGAAUUUGUUCCAUCUUGUACAUGCUCAGGCUAACUUCCAUAAGGAGGUCUUAUAUUUGACCAUGAAUACACUCUCUCCCUAA